CCCGCCCGGGGCAGGUCGGGAAGGCGGCGGGCAUUUUGAAUGGUCGCGCGGCGGCGGGCGACUCUCCGUCUCCCUUCAGCAGCGCGCCAUGGCGGGGCCCGGCCCGGCGGGGCUCUACGAGAGGUAUGUGACUCAGGCAAAAGAAGAGGCCAGGAAUGGAAAUCUGGAAGAGUCUCUUAAACUCUUCAACCUUGCAAAUGAAAUUCAUCCCAGUGAAAAGCUGAGAAGCAGAAUCAAAAGGCUUGAGGAAACACUUGCAGAGCUGGCACUUGCCACAGAGGAAGAGGAGGGAUUCGUGGAUGUAUGUAACAGUGGUCUAAUGAUCUAUGGAGAGAUGCACAACAAACUCUUUGAGUAUCAGAGAGAAGGCGUGGCCUUCCUAUACAGUCUCUACCGUGAUGGAAGGCAAGGAGGUAUAUUGGCAGAUGACAUGGGUUUGGGAAAGACUAUCCAGAUCAUUGCACUCCUUUCUGGGAUGUUUGAUGCUGAACUCAUACAGUUUGUACUGCUAGUCAUGCCAACCACCCUUGUUAGCAACUGGAUGAGAGAGUUUACUAAGUGGACUCCAGGACUGAGGGUGAAAGACUUUCAUGGCACCAGCAAGACUGAGCGUAACAGAAAACUAGAGAGAAUCCAAAGAAAGAAUGGCAUAGUGAUCACAACAUAUCAAAUGCUGAUCAAUAACUGGCAACAGCUUUCUAGCCUUAGUGGACGAGAAUUUGUCUGGGACUAUAUUAUUCUUGAUGAAGCCCAUAAAAUUAAGUCCCCAUCUGCUAAAACCACUAAAUCUGUAUAUGCUAUUCCUGCAAAAAAUCGCAUCCUCCUCACAGGGACACCAGUCCAAAAUAAUCUGCGUGAGAUGUGGUCCUUGUUUGACUUUGCAUGUCAGGGGUCCCUCCUAGGAACAGCGAAGACCUUUAAAAUGGAAUAUGAGAAUCCUAUUACAAGGGCAAGGGAGAAAGAUGCGACUCCAGGAGAGAAAGCACUUGGACUUAAGAUCUCUGAAAAUCUAAUGACCAUUAUAAAGCCAUACUUUCUCCGAAGAACUAAAGAAGACAUACAAAAGAAGUACAAUUCUGACAAAGUUAAAACCCAUCUUCCUGAAGAUCAGAGUAAGAACAUUGCUCCUGUAAUGCCCUCUCUUACCAGGAAAAAUGACUUCAUUGUGUGGGUGUAUUUAGCACCAGUUCAAGAAGAAAUAUACAGGAACUUUCUCUCUUUGGAUCAUGUGAAGGAGGUGUUAAUGACAACACGGUCGCCUUUGGCUGAGCUGAAUGUCUUAAAGAAACUAUGUGAUCACCCCAGGUUGUUGUCAGCACGAGCAUGUAGCCAGCUUGGCUUGGAAGGAGGUGGUUACCCUGAGCAGGAUGAUGAGAAUGAAGGGGGUGCAUUUUCAGGAACUAACAAAAUUGAUCAUCUCUCUGAUGAGAUUCUGAUUCAAGAGUCUGGAAAAUUGAUGUUCCUCAUGGGACUUCUAGAAAGGCUGCAAGAGGAGGGGCAUAGAACUUUGGUAUUUUCUCAAUCAAGAAAAAUGCUGGAUAUCUUGGAGCGCAUUUUAACUCACAGACAUUUUAGGACCAUGCGUAUUGAUGGAACAGUGACACACUUAGUGGAACGAGAAAGGAGGAUUGGUGUGUUUCAGAGUAAUAAGGAUUACUCUGUCUUCUUGCUUACUACACAAGUAGGUGGUGUUGGCAUAACCUUAACGGCAGCUAGCAGAGUGGUGAUCUUUGAUCCCAGCUGGAAUCCAGCUACUGAUGCCCAAGCUGUGGACAGAGCUUAUAGGAUUGGACAAAAAGAAAAUGUAGUAAUUUAUAGGCUGAUUACCUGUGGUACAGUAGAAGAAAAAAUAUAUAGGCGACAAGUCUUCAAGGAUUCAUUAAUAAGACAAACUACUGGUGACAAAAAGAACCCAUUUAGGUAUUUCACUAAACAGGAAUUAAGGGAGCUCUUUACGUUGGGAGACACUCGAACCUCUGCAACGCAGAUUCAGCUGCAGUCCUUGCAUGCCACCCAAAGAAAGACUGACUUAGAGCUGGAUGAACAUAUUGCUUAUCUGCACUCGCUGGAAAUGUUUGGCAUUUCGGAUCAUGACUUAAUGUAUACACGAGAAAUAGCUCAAGAAGAACAGGCUGAAAAUGAAGACGCUCAUCAGUAUAUUCAACAAAGGGUACAGAAGGCCCAAGAGCUGGUCCAGUUAGAAUCUCAGCUCAAAGACCAAUUGAUGGGGAGAAUCAAAAGUGAUACUGAGGGAGCAUGGCUGAGACCAACAGUAUCGUCUUCACAACCAAAAAAUAAAUCACCAGAGUUUAACACAAAUCACUUUAUUUCACCACCUGUAUUAGUUGAACCUGCAAAUGAUGAAGCUGUUGAUCUUACAGAGGAUGAAGAUGUUGCUAAUGUCAGUGCUAGAAUGACAAGUUUGCUUAUUGUGGAUUCAGAGGAAGAGAAGUCUGCACAGGAUGUGUCUAAUAUGGAUGUUAAUGAAUUGCAUACUAGCAGUAAGGUAUUGAAACAAUCCAAUAUACAUGAACCUGAACAAAAACUUGAUCCAAAUUUUAUACCUUCUUCCCUUGGAGUUUACUCAUUUGUUAACAAAGAGAGUCAUAGUCCUGAAUCAAGAAGACACUCUCAUCGCUCACAAAGCAUAAACGAUAUCCAAAUUACCUCUUCGCUGUUUUCACAGCCUUCGUUUAAUGGAUCUGUCUUUGCCGAUGAUCCUAAAAGAUAUAGAAAUGCAGAAAUGUCACUUCAAACUCAUGAUCUUUAUGACCCAGAAGAUGAUGGGAAUGAAAAUCCUGAGCUAGCUUCUCCAGGAGCAUCCAAAAGUCUAUUGAAUGUCAUGUCAGAAUUCCCUAGUGGACUCCAGAAGUCUCAUGUGAGUGAAGCCAGUUUGGAGGCUACAUCUGUCGCAUCUUCUCAGUAUCAGGCUGACUUCAAUCUUGUUUUGGAAGACUCUGAAGAUGGACAGCAAGACAUCUCAAAAAGGGAAAAAUUACUGGAGUACACAGAAAACACAGGCUUUCAUCUCCAAGUAGGAAACCAUGGUAGUUCUGCAAUGAAUUCUUGGGUAAGAGAAGAUGAUGACAACUUUGGGAAUUCCUGUAACGUAGCCAUGGAUAACCUAAAUGACUCUAUACCAGUGAGUGAAGCCUUGAUGGAAAGUGGUGAUGACAUGCCUAUUGGCAAAAAGAAGCGGGCGAGAAGAAUUGUUUCUGAUAGUGAAGAUGAAGAUAAUUCAGUCAUGAUUUUGGAUGAAAAUCCGCCUGAAAAAAUGUCCUCUCCCUUAAACAGCCCUCUAUGUCCAUCUCUGAUGGGGAUUAGUUCAUCUACUCCUAAAUGUGAUAAAUCUAUAGUAAACCCCAUUUUUUCCCCAAGAGGAAACAAGUCUACAGCUUCUAGAAGAUCUCUUAUUAUUGCAGUGUUGGACGAGGUUGAGGAUAUUGAAGAAACCAUAGGAGCUCUCAGCCAAACAGAGGAUAGUGAUGAGGUACAAGAAGAACUUGUGGUAGAAGAAGCUGAAGAGCAUAGUGUGGAGCCUGAGGAAGAACCUAUUGGAGAAACACUUGAUACAGAAGGUACAACCAGUUAUUUAGAUGAUACAGAAUCUGUCAUAUCUGAGGCAGAUGAUAUUGAGGAAGAGCCUCAAGAGGAAUCGACUGGUGAUCCUGAGCUGCUAUCUGGUGAGCAAAUGGACUGCUUUUCAAAGGAGAGUGCAGGCCAGAAAGAUAAUCCGACUAUUGUAGAUUCUCUUCAUGCACCAGAUAAUUAUGAUGCCCUGAUAGAGUGUGGGAAGAAACUGAAAGACAAUGGAAAACUACAGGAUGCAUUGAACUGUUUCCUGCAAGCUCUUGACAUAAAAAAUGGAGAUCCUGAAGUUAUGCUUAUAACUUUAAAUUUGUAUAAACAACUAUCGCAGAGGUGAGGACUUGGUUACAAGUCAAUUCCCAAAAGAACAAUCGCAAACCCAAUCUCACUUUUUCUGAGGGGAAGGACCCAAAAAAACCACCUUUUAUCUAAGCUACCGAAUUGACUUGGAUAAUGGACAAGAUUUGACUUUUUUAAAAGGCUGGCACUGACAGAAGCUACAGUGAGGUGAGACUAAAACUACAAAAGAGACUUGGGAGGUAAACAUACUCAAUUUUUUUAAAGAGGAUAGAGCAAAUUUUACAAUUGCAUCUCUGAGCAAGGUAUUGUUUCAAGAGCAGUUUGUAACUUCCACUUGGGUGCUGGAGAGAAGGGUAUUUAUUUUGCAUGCAGUUCACAAAGGCAAAAAGUCACUAAUUGUAUGUUUAGAAAAAUGUUUAAAGUUUAAAAAAAGAGAAACAAUUACUUUCUAUACUCCAUGUCUGUCUUACUUGCAGUAUACUAACUUGCCUCUGUGUUUUAUACUUUUCCCUUCAAGUUUGGUCAAUACAUUUUGUCCCUCCGUAGACCAAGUGAAGAGGGAGGCUUGAUUACUAAAGCAUGGAAAACUGUUAGGCUUCACAGUUGCAGCCUAUGUCGGUCAUUGAGGCAUCUGAUUUAAUGCUGGGAAACUACUGUUACUGCUGAGCCCCUGAACUGGGCUAGUACAAGGGUUCUAUGGUACCCAUUGCUACUCACUUGUGUCCCUGAUGUUAUGCCUCAUUAACUAUGUUAGGAGUGCUGUGUAUCUGCCCCAAACUUCCCAUGGGGGGAUUUUCAUCUUGGCACAGACACCUGCAGAACAGUCAGGAGUAGCUUCAACCCAUCCAGCUACUGCUGUGGAUUUAAGUUGCCUUUCCUGGGAAGAUAGGAGAGAGCAAAGCACUGCCACAUUGGGAGCAUCUGGUGGUGGGCGC
Caretta caretta (loggerhead turtle) is the source of this 4823-nucleotide messenger RNA. It is a transcript of the gene ERCC6L, whose product is annotated as ERCC excision repair 6 like, spindle assembly checkpoint helicase. Lineage: Eukaryota; Metazoa; Chordata; Testudines; Cheloniidae. Gene Ontology annotation, molecular function: ATP binding; DNA translocase activity; protein binding. The record is from RefSeq and is a predicted model, not a curated record.